Entrophospora sp. SA101 is the source of this 541-nucleotide messenger RNA. Lineage: Eukaryota; Fungi; Glomeromycota; Glomeromycetes; Entrophosporales; Entrophosporaceae. The record is from the annotation of a GenBank genome assembly.
UUUGGUAAAAGAAUUACCCACUGAAUCACUUAAAUUAUUAGAAGAAUCAAUAGCUAUAAAUUCGACAGCAUUUGAAGGUGAAACGUUGGGGGAUGGUAAAAUAAAUUUUGUUGGUUCGAAAAUUGAUGCUGCUUUAUUGAGUUUUCUUUAUGAUUUAAAUCUGGAAAACUAUAAAUCAUUAAGAGAGUCUUCUAAAAUUCAACAGAUUUACCCAUUUGGUUCUGAGCGUGCCAGUGAAGUUUUGCUUAAAAACGCAACAAAAACAAUUAAACUAACCAAUAAAUUAGCAUUUGAUAGUGAUGCUUAUGUGGUUGAUUUAGUAUAUGGGGAUAAUGAAAUGCUUCAUAAAAUAAUAGAUCAUUAUGCCACCCAAAGUUUAACAACUAUUGCUCUAGCUUAUCGUGAUUUUGAUGAAUGGCCACCAAAAAACAUGGCUGCUGAUGAUGGGUGUGAAGUUAAAUUUGAAAAUUUGACAGAAAAUAUAACAUUGAUAGGCAUAAUGGGCAUUGAGGAUCCAUUAAGAUCUGGUGCAAGACAUUAG